UCGAGUGCCUGAGCAAUCAUCAGUCAACCAGCUCGUGCCACGUGUCGCUGGUGGUCCAUCCAUGUCGAGAGGAGGACAGCACCAGUGGUUGAACCGUCAAUCUCGAUUACCGACUGGCCCGCCUGGUCAGCUCGGUGGCCGGCCUCGUCAUUCGCCGCCGCCAUAGCUGGCGAUCGUGCCCGGUGACGUCAGACACGACGUGUGUAGCUGACACGUGUCUGUAGUAGAGCAACAGCUGUCAUACAGUAAGAUAGGACAGGUGGAGUGACAGAAGAGAGACCCUACCCACCUUCUAUUCCCCUUCUUGAGCAUGAGAACACGUGGCACUGAGGAUACGUGUACGCACAGGGAUGAAGGUGAUUACAUGUCAGCCGUCACCAUCGUCCGGUCUACCUUCUUUGUGCAGUAGGCGGCGGUGAUGAGGGACCGUAGGGGAUGGAGAGAGAGAGAGAAUAGUAGAUGGCGGGAAAAGUGGGAUGAGCUAACGACGAACUGAUUGGGGAGCGCAGUGUUUACUGACAACGGGUAGUAAUCAACAUGGGCUGGGUGAAUUCGAUAUGUCUGGGAGGAGGAGGUGGUGGAGAUGGGGGAGGAGGCCUGAUGUCGGUGGUCCCGGCGCCGCCAACACCGACGAGCUGUCGCCUUUGCGGCGCUGGGAUCAUCGAUCAACGCUCCCGCCCAUCGGUUCGCCGUCUUUGCGGAUCGCUGACCAGCCGCCAUAGCUCGAUCUCGUCGUCUUGCUCAUGGAUCUCGCCAACCCUGCUCUCGAUUAAACACGUGGACAAGAGGAAGAGCUGUUCUGCGAGGAGCUGUAGUGCGCCGCCGGGUGGAGCUUUCAUUAACCGGCUCUCCUUGAUUGAUGGGGCCUUGCUGGAAUGGCCGUUGAUCGAUAGGGAAGGGAGUUUUGGCGGGAAAUGGGGUUUUGGUGGGAAAAGUGUUCACAUCCCGAAGAGGAUAACUCCUGUCCAAACUGGCGGCAAAAAGUGCCGAUGUGGCUUCUUCGACUGUCUGUUAUUUGACUGUCCCUCCCCCUCGCCGUCCCUUCUUUCCUCCUCCUCCUCCUCCUCCUCCUCCUCCGCUUCGUCGUCCUCUUGGAUGUCCUCGCAGUUCCGGCCACCAUCGCGUCGUCUGUGCUUUCUUCUCGCUCGCCAUAGCCGACAACGCAGUCUGAUAGGGUCAUCGUCGUCUUGCAGAUCGGGGUCGGGGCCUUGCCUCUCUCGAAGACGAGGCUGGAUUUCGAAUGAAGCGAUUCGCGCGGGAAUCCGUCCGUCGGGACUGCCGAUGGAGGAUGGGCGCCGAACUGCUGCCAGUCUCGUUCGUGCCGCGAUCCCGACGUCGAGGGCAGGUGGCGGGGUCGAGGUCGGGGCCGGGCUCGCCGACCUCUGCUCUUUGAGUUGCCGGCUUGGCAAGUCGCUUCGUCCGGACUCAGCUAGGGCAGCAAGACGACAAGGGCGAUCGCGACUUAGCCACGUGGCAGCAAUCUGUGCCAGCGAGGCGGCUCAGCUGGCGGGAACGGCGAUGGGGAUAAGAUUGGAAGAGGGGUAUGCGGCGAGCGACAAUCUAGUGGAACAUCAGGGGGGCAUCGAUCCAUUGGCAGCAGAACCUACAAGAGGACAGCAGGAGGAGGAGGACGAGGAGGAGGAGGAGGAGGAGGAGGAGGAGGAGGAGGAGGAGGAAGAAGAGAGUUGGGAACGCAAUCAUGAUGGCAAUGGCGAUUCUUCAUCUAGGAAGACGAAGGUGAUGAGAAGAAGCUUGGACGGAGGAAACGGCGAUGGUGAAGGUUGGAGGAUAAAGGCUGGUAAUGCUGCUGGCUAUGGCGUUGAUGACCGCACCAUAGAUGCAAUGAACAGGGAAGAAGAAGAGCACGAAGAGCGAGAAGGAAACGAAGGAGGAAAAGACGAAGAAGAUGAUGACGAAGGAGAAGAAGGAGAAGACGGAGAAGAAGAUGAAAGCGAAGAGGAAAGGAAGGAGAGACUCGCUAAGCGGUUCGAGAGGGUAGCCGACAGAUAUGGCAAUCCGGAGGAACAAGAAAAGGAGAUACGUAGACGUCAACGAAUAAGCCAAGCGAAUAGAGGACGGCGGCCUUGGAACAAAGGAAGGACUCAUUCUGAAGAGUGUCAGUUUGCUCUAUCGAUUAAGGGCUUGUGUACUCAAAACCUCGUCAAUUUCCUUGGCGUUCGAGCAAGACUGAAAGUCAGCGGACACAAGCAAACACCAGAGACGAAGGAGAAGAUAAAGCAAACUAUGGCGGUAACGUGGGAGAAGAAGAAGGAGAUGAAUAUUGUAAAGAAGGCACUAGUGCGGGAAUGGCGAGAAGAGAUCGCCCUGUCAGCAAGAGUAGGGCUACCAGGAGAUGAGGAGCUGAAUUGGAAUGCCUGGCACCGAAAGAAGGCGGCCAUUCCAAAGGUGGAGAAGGACUCCACGGCAUCAAAAAAACGGCCUACUCAUUCAGAAGAGCACCGGCGCAGAAUCUCCGAAGCUAUCCGACGCAAGUGGGAAGAUAAGGAGUACAGAGAGAAAGUGUAUCACAGUAUUUUGCAGAGGGCAGCAGCAGCGCCCAAAAGCGCGUCGUCGUCCUCGAGGUCGAGGCGGCCCAGGCCACAGCCAAAGCCGCGUCCGCUGAAGCCAAAGGUCAUGAAACCUCAUGUUAAGAAAAUGACACCUGACGACGAGAAGGAGAUGUGGGCUGUGUUUGUGGCGGAGGUGAGUAAAUCGCCGAAGGAGGAGAUACCGGGUUACGUUGCGGUGACGGGAUCGCUGGCCCGGGAAACCAUUGAGGAGAAAGUAGCGGAGGAGAGGGCGGAAAGGGAAAAACGAGAGCGGCAGAUUGCCAGAAGGGAGAUGAAGAAGCUGAUGCACGCAGUGAGCGAAUGUGAGGCGAUGGAAAAGCUGAAAGUCAAACUUGCGGCAAAAGCACGGAUGCUGAUGGCUGAAGCGGAGAGAGCCGCGCAGGCACUGGAAGCAGCGGCAGCAAAUGGGGAUCCUACAGUGGUCAUUUCACUGAAUGAAACUCGGCGGCUGCUCUCCGAAGCGGCGGAACAGGUUCGGCUUGCUGGGUUCGAUCCCAGCCAGCCUAUUGUGAGUAUGCAGGGCGCCAUGGACAAUAAGCCUGUGGUUCUGACAAACUCUUUCAAUAACUUCGCUGCCGCGGAGAAGAAGCAAAGGUUCACCAGCAGGUCAUCGGUUGAAGACUUGGGGGUUGAUGAAGGUGAGCAUCAGACAGAGGCUGACCAUGCUGCACAUAUGAACGACGGAGAGGCGGAAAACGGGGAGAGAGAGGGAGGUGGCCUCAAUGAAGAUGGUGAUUGCCAGUUGUCGUCGAAGUUGUGGCCGAAUUUCCUGAGUACGAAGCCUAUAAGGACUUUGCAGGAAAUGUCCCCCGACUCGUCGGAGCAGAUGGUGGAUAUGUAUAAGGUAGGUGACGAGGUAGGUAGGGACGAUUCAUCGGUGAAAAGCGAAGAGAGACAGGUUUUGAAGCAAGAUGUAAGUCGAUGGUUGUCGCUGCUUUCGUCAGAUGGCAGAGAUGAGAGUGCUUGGGGGAGAUUGGAAGAUGAGAGGGAAUGGAUCCCGUCAUUGGGGGGGCUCGGUGGAGCCCUCAACGGAAAUGUCAAUGGCCUAGUGCCGGGGAAGAACGUAAAUGGGACUCGGGAGCAAGGAAAGCUGGGAACGGUCAACGGUUGGCCGCAGAAAAGUCGCGGUGGUGAUUGCACCAAUGAGGCGGGAGGAGUUGGCAGCAGUAAUGGCUGCGCUGUUAAUGGUUUCCCUCCUGAAGAGAGGGGUUUCGGAGCUGCGGACUCGGCGGAAGGGCGUUCAUCUUCUCCGUCGUCUUCCUCUUUGACGGAGAGGGUAAGGGAGAGGAGCACAAUUGAAGGGACACUAGAGAUGCGAUGGUCAGAUUUGCUGGAAGAGGAAGCGGCUGGCGCAGGCAGGCCAGGGGACGGACGCAUGGGCAGCUUUGUGGGGAUGUCUACGGGUAUCGGUAAGGCCUCCCUCGGAUUUUCCUCUGCGCCCAAUACAGUAGCCCAAAGUAGUAGAGGGGCUUGUCCACAGGUCGGUGAGGGAGCGCUAGGGGAGAUUGACAUUUCUUCCUCCUUGAAAGGAAUGAGAGAAAGCAGUAGCAUCGCUGAAGUGCGAGUUCGAGACGCAUCCGAAUCCAAUGCUGUCGGAAUACGACUGAAGGACAAAGCUGCAGAUAGCAUAUCAAGGCAAAGAGUGAAGGUCAAGCGCUGGCAGCGAGGGAGGUUAGUGGUCGUGGAGGUGGAUGCGGACGAAGCAGGACAACCAUUGGGGUAGGUUUUACCAGCUGUCGUUCUCUCUAUCUGUAAUUGUUGAAAACAACAGAUAACGGAUUCUUUUUAACUCUCUUUGUUAACCAGUUGUCAUAAUUCUUAGGCGUUCGGUGGUGUGGGUGUAGUUUAGCGAGAGAGGAGUAGGUAGGUGGACGAUAGUUGUGUGAAAAGAGGGAAAGGAGGGAAGGAGGGGAGGGCAGCAAUGGGGAGACGGUGGGACUUGGUGGCACACACAGUGGUUGUAAACGCUGUCGGAUAUGCGAGACGAGGGUUCGAACUCGGGAGUGUGUAGGGUGGUGGUGCUUUGCAGUGUGGUUUUGCUAAGAAACCCCACAUCUGUUAGCAGUGAUUAGCAAUUUUCCUAUAGGUGGUAUAGGCUCGGAAAUUGGAAGGACUAAGUGAAGGGCAUUUUUGAGACGGUGGAUGUGUUGCGGAGACAAGUUUGAUGAGAAGGAAAGGUAGUUGUAUUGUCGUGUUAAUCGUCUUGCUCGACUCGGUCGUGUCUGCGCCCCUGCUGCGUGAAGGGUGCCUGCAGAGAACUGGUGCUGGGACAACUAGGGUGCCAGUUUGCUGUACAGAGGAGAUGUCAGGGCUUCAUGCUCUGCAACCGUGUGCCAGUGGGUGUCGCUAGUUUGACCAGAUGUGUGGCUAGUUUGACUGAAAGUGUGGCUAGUUUGACUGUAAGUGUGGUCAGUUUGACGAAAAGUCGGUUUCAUGCAUUUUGCAGUUCAGAGGGUAACUUGAUCGAGGCUCUCGGUUCAAGUAAAUGGUGGCGCAGAUGGCAUUGAGGAGAGCAGGCCAAUUGUUGUUUUUGUUGGUCGAGGAGAUAACCGUGCGUGCUCCUGCUAUGUCCAGAGGGUAAGGAAUGUUGCUUGAGCUUGAGCGUUCCUCUCGCCGAAGUUACAUCGCUUUCAAAAAUGCACAGGAUCUCGCCAAAAAGCAGGGAUGGUUCAGAUGCACUUUGGGAGUGCAUGUGUGGUUCGGGGUUGGUUGGGGGGGGGGAGGAAGUGGGGAGAAGUACACGAGGGUGUUAAUUGGGGGGGGGAGGGGGAAGACAAUGUGGAAAGGAACAAAAUUGAUAGGAGGGGAGGGGGGGGUGGAGGACUGUAGGAGGGAGUGGGGAGGUGCAAAGUGGUGUCAACACGGCAUAAAAUCUCCAAGUGACUUAAUUCUUCCAAGUGUGGGAGAAAGGGAGGUAGACUGCAAAAGCUGAAAUUGGCUUGUGGCUUCAGUUCAGACUCUUCAGAGUUUAUUUCCCCCUAAGAAAAAAGCAAGAAAGAAGAGGCUUGAGAAUUAAGAGGUUGUCCGUUCAUCAUUUCCCCAUGAGCUGGAAGGAUAUGGCCACCAUCAAUGCAGCCAUUCAUCAUUAUAAGAGUCUGUUUCUGAAAUUGGAAUAAAAAUUUGCAGAACAAAUUGUCAAUUUGCUUUCUUCAGUUUCUUUUCUGAUCUGACAUGACCUGGCCUUCGCAUUGGCCGCUGACACUGCUGCAAGAAGAGUUCAGGCCCAUUGGGUGUUGUACAGUAGUUGUAUACAUUUGUAAUUCCGAAUAGAGAAGCCCCUCUAAUAGUGUUGUAGGCACUCCAAAGAAGGAAUGAUUGACUAUUUGGCACUGUCUGAGGGUGCUCAAUUAGACAGCCAGAAAGUACUUCGAAAACAUUAUCUUGAUCUGCAUUUGGAGGAGUGGAGGCUGAUGGUAAAGGCAUGAAUGCUCAGACUAGCAUCGUUAUGCUCACAAGUUUGUGUGUUUUGGGAUCCAGGCCAAAAAAUAGAGAGCUGGCAUUUUUGGCCAACUGGGUUUCACCAGCCGGCGAACGUUUGCAUUUGGUCGGUUUUCAGAAAGGACGAAGUCAAGCCCCAAUGCAGAUUUCCGUUUUUUGGGAGGCAGGCGAGUCACACACUGUGCGCGACACACAAUUUUGCCUAUUUCACAGAUCUGUAGUGGGUAAUACCACCCGCCACUCCUGGACAUCGUGCUGACAUUGGAUGGGUGGAGAAACGUGUUCGGCAAAUGGGUAGAGUGCUCGAAAGAGCGACUGGGCGCGCCUUUUUUUAGUGUGACUCGGCCCGCCAAAAAAUUAUAAGUAAAGUCCUGGAAAGGGU
Molecule: messenger RNA, 6390 nt
Organism: Chara braunii
Lineage: Eukaryota; Viridiplantae; Streptophyta; Charophyceae; Charales; Characeae
Source: the annotation of a GenBank genome assembly